AUGUUGCCAUGGUAUCUGUCAUCCUUGGCAUCGGCUGUGUCAUGGGAUGAGGCGCUCUUGCCAUCGCCUUGUAUUCUGCGGACCGAGUGUCUGAGGCCGGGUUUGAGAGCUGCCAUCUGCCGCGCGGAGGCGAGGCUGCUGGCGCUGCUGGCAUUCCCUGCUCCCGGCGCUGCCUCCGCCGUCGGCUCUGCGCCCUCGGCUCUACGGACUCUGCUCUACGGACUCUGCUCUACGGACUCUGCUCUACGCCCUCGGCUCUACGGACUCUGCUCUACGGACUCUGCUCUACGCCCUCGGCUCUACGGACUCUGCUCUACGGACUCUGCUCUACGGACUCUGCUCUACGCCCUCUGCUCUACGCCCUCUGCUCUACGGACUCUGCUCUACGGACUCUGCUCUACGGACUCUGCUCUACGCCCUCUGCUCUACGCCCUCUGCUCUACGGACUCUGCUCUACGGACUCUGCUCUACGCCCUCUGCUCUACGGACUCUGCUCUACGGACUCUGCUCUACGGACUCUGCUCUACGCCCUCUGCUCUACGCCCUCUGCUCUACGCCCUCUGCUCUACGGACUCUGCUCUACGCCCUCUGCUCUACGGACUCUGUUCUACGGACUCUGCUCUACGGACUCUGCUCUACGGACUCUGCUCUACGGACUCUGCUCUACGGACUCUGCUCUACGGACUCUGCUCUACGGACUCUGCUCUACGGACUCUGCUCUACGGACUCUGCUCUACGGACUCUGCUCUAUGGCUAUAG
This is a messenger RNA of Penaeus monodon (black tiger shrimp), 759 nucleotides long. Its product is annotated as putative proline-rich protein 21. Lineage: Eukaryota; Metazoa; Arthropoda; Malacostraca; Decapoda; Penaeidae. The transcript is spliced from 2 exons. The coding region runs from base 1 to 759 and encodes 252 amino acids. The record is from RefSeq and is a predicted model, not a curated record.